GGUUUUUCCGGUGCUUCUUUGCGCCGCUUUUCUCCAGCAAAAGUGCCCCCAUCCGGAGCGAUCAUGGGAGAGGCGUCCACGGUGGACGAUGUGGACUUGGGAUUUGUAGAGGAAAGCGAAGACUACCUGCUCACGAACACGUACUUCCCCAGCAAAGUCGGCGGCCGGCCAGCGUGGCUUGACCUGGAGCAUCUUCCGCAUCCGGACGAGCUGAAGUGUGCCUCCUGCAAGCAGCCGUGCAUCUUCCUGUGCCAGAUUUAUGCGUCCCUGGACGAGCCUGAGACCUUUCACCGUACAAUCUAUGUGUUUAUGUGCAAGAACGCCGAGUGUUGCCAGGCCAACAAGAGCGACAACUUCAUCGUCUUCCGGAACCAACUGCCCAGGAAGAACAAGUUCUACUCCUUCGAGGCGCCCCAGGAGGACGACACGAAGGCAGAGACGAGUCACGUGUGCCAAUUGUGUAUCGUGUGCGGCUGCCGGGGCCCCUUUCAGUGCCCCAAGUGCAAGAACACAUUCUACUGCGGCCCGGCGCAUCAGCGGCUAGACUGGAAGAGCGGCCACCGGGAGAAGUGCGGCGCCGGCAAGGCGUCGCCCCUGUUUCCCGAGUACGAGAUCAUCCUGGAGACGGAGAAGGCGGUGGUGCAGCACAACGCGUGCGCGGAGGACGAGCAGGAGCGCGCGCAGCUGGCGGAGUACGAGAAGAUGGUGAGCGAGGGAAAGGCGGGAGACUUCAAGGACGUGCCGGAGACGGAGCUGCUGAAAUUUGCCAAAGAAGAGGACGAGGCGUUCUCACACUUUCAGAAGAUCACCGCGCAGGAGCCCGAGCAGAUCCUGCGCUACUGCCGGAAAGGCAGUCCUCUGUGGAUCACAUCGACCAAUGUCCCUGCCCCGGACGCCAUUCCAAAGUGCUCGCUGUGCGGCGAUGAGCGUGUCUUUGAGUUUCAGAUCAUGCCGCAGCUGCUGAACUACCUGCGCGAUGACGGCCUGACACUGGACUGGGGCGUCCUGGCGAUCUACACGUGUGUGAACAGCUGCGAAGUGGAGUCGCAGUACGUGCGUGAGCACAUUCACAAGCAAGACAUUGUGGAGCAGGCGUGAGUUUGUAAAAUAAACCUCUUUAUUUUGGGUCAACGGUGAA
Messenger RNA from Phlebotomus argentipes, 1138 nucleotides. It is a transcript of the gene Zfrp8, whose product is annotated as programmed cell death protein 2. Bases 64 to 1098 code for a protein of 344 amino acids. Gene Ontology annotation, cellular component: cytoplasm; nucleus. The record is from RefSeq and is a predicted model, not a curated record. NCBI's taxonomy places the organism in Eukaryota, Metazoa, Arthropoda, Insecta, Diptera, Psychodidae. The transcript has 2 exons.